Messenger RNA from Chlamydomonas reinhardtii, 2845 nucleotides. RefSeq lists its product as uncharacterized. The transcript is spliced from 8 exons. Gene Ontology annotation, molecular function: branched-chain-amino-acid:2-oxoglutarate transaminase activity. NCBI's taxonomy places the organism in Eukaryota, Viridiplantae, Chlorophyta, Chlorophyceae, Chlamydomonadales, Chlamydomonadaceae. Gene Ontology annotation, biological process: branched-chain amino acid metabolic process. The coding region runs from base 437 to 2275 and encodes 612 amino acids. The record is from RefSeq and is a predicted model, not a curated record.
GGUACAGUAACAGCGCGCGAACGACGCACCAAUGCCUUGUCCCUUCUUGCUACGCAUUUAUGUGGGCACGGGUGGGAGCCACACACAUCGGGACUACGCUUUCCUGCCCCUUGCCAUGUUCCAUCACGAGUCGACACCCUGAGCCCCCUUGUUUUAGCCCGUCGUCUUGGACGCAUAAACAAAACAACACUUGUCCCAGCAUAGCCAGUCACUUCAUACGCACGGCCGCUCCUAGAAGUGUUUAGCUUGCUAGAGCUCUUCACCUUUGCGGGUCGACCGCGCCGUUGGCUCACGACCGUGCAAACAUACCAAUUUAAAGCCUUGCGCUAAUCGAUUUAUUAGCGGCUCACGCGGCUUGCUCGGCGCUCCCGUCUGCGGUCCUCCUAAAGAGCAGACAAGCCAGUGGUUCAGCAGCGCCUGGCCACCUGCGGCAGGAAUGAGCCCCUCCAUCUGCCGAACAUCCUGCGAGGCAGAUCCCGCGCCAGCGCCGGCGCCCGCUGCGGGCCCUACGCUUGUCAAUGGAAAUGGCGCCAGCCCGAACGGCCAUUCCGCGGGAUGCUCCACCAGCGGUCGCAGCGCAGCUUCCCCCGUUGACUGGUCAAAGGUCCGUCUGGGCGUUGACCCGGCCCCCACCAUGUUCGUUGCCAACUGGUCGGCUGAGAGCUGCUGCUGGGACGGCGGGCAGCUGGUGCCGUACGGGCCGCUGCAUCUGCUGCCGGCUGCGCAGGUGCUCAACUACGGGCAGUCCAUCUUUGAGGGCAUGAAGGCCUACCGCCAGGCCGACGCCCCCGCCCCCGUCCCUGCCUCCGCCCCUGCCUCAAUCCCCACCUCCGCACCAUCUGCAUCGUCAGCAGCGGCGCCAGCACAAGCGGCGGCAUCCACACCAACCGACGGAGCUGCAGGCGAGCAGCAGCAGCAGCAGCAGCACAUCCUGCUGUUCCGACCCGAGGCCAACGCGGCACGCUUCGAGGCGGGCGCGGCGCGCAUGUGCAUGCCGCCGGUGCCGCCGGAAAUGUUCCUGGCGGCUGUGCACGCCGUGGUGCGAGCCAACGCCGACUGGGUGCCGCCCUCCUGCCGUGGCUCCCUGUACGUGCGGCCUCUGCUGCUGGGCACGGGGCCGCUGCUGGGGCUGUGCCCCGCGCCCUCCUACACCUUCGUGGUGUACGCAGUGCCCGUGGGCGGCCGCGCCAAGGAGGGCCGGCUCACGGCUCUGGACUUCCUGAUCCACGACUCGCUGCACCGCGCCGCCCCCCGCGGCGUGGGCUCCACCAAGGCCGCCGGCAACUACAGCCCCUGCCUGAUGGCGCAGGCGCAGGCGCGAGCGCAGGGCUGCACCGACUGCAUCUACCUGGACGCGCGCAGUGACACCUAUCUGGAGGAGGGCUCGGGCUGCAACGUGUUCGCCACCCACGGCCGCGUGCUGACCACGCCGCCCGCCGCCGGCUCCAUCCUGCCAGGCAUCACACGCGCCAGCCUGCUGCAGCUGGCGGGGGCGCUGGGCUAUGUGGUGCGGGAGGACAACAUCAGCGUGGAGGCCGCACUGGCGGCCGAUGAGAUGUUCGCCAGCGGCACAGCCAUGGUGGUCCAGCCCAUCGGCUCGCUCACCUACAAGGGCCGCCGAGUGCAGUUCACACGCACCAGCAGCCCCGCCCCCUCACCUGCCGCCGACACCAGCAGCGGCGCCACCGCAACCGCAAACGGGGCCGCGCCUGCUACAGCCAAUGGCACCGCGCCUGCUACAGCCAACGGCGGCAGCAGCACCAGCCACGACGCCGAGGCGCCGGAGGCGGACGGCGAGCCCACCCCCACCAGCCCCAGCCGCAGUAGCAGCAGCUGCGCCAGCGGCAGUAGCAGCCUGGACGCGGCGGGCGGCCUGCUGUCGUACGGCUACAGCACGGGCGUUGUACGGCUGUCGGAGGAGCAGCGGCGGGCGCUGGAGGCGGCGGCGCCGCCGCCGGAGCCGGGCUCCCUGCCUCCGGGCGUGGGGCCGGUGGCUCAGCGGCUGUAUGGGCUGUUGACGGGGAUCCAGUACGGCAGGGUGGCGGACCCGUUCGGCUGGGCGGUGCCAGUGGACAUGAACGGCCCCACGGAGGGCGAGCUGCACCUGGACCGCCUGCUCCCAGUGGAGGAGGUCGAGGCCGAGGAGGAGGCCGCGGAGGCGGCGCCGGAGGCGGGCGGCGCCAAGGCGGUCAAGAAGGCCGGUGCGGCGGCCGGCGCCGGCGGCGCCAAGGCUAACAAGCCUCACGCGGUUUUCGCUGACCCUAACCUGGAAUGAGUGUGAUGAUCAAUACGGCCAUGUGGGCAGGCGGAGUGCGAGUGAGGCAAGCACGCAGUGAAGAGCACGGAGCAUGUAUGGGCGGACAGGGAGGCCCCAAUUUUCAACGGGUAUGGGGAUGGAUGAACCAACUGCAUUACGGAGUAAUAAUUAAGCGACGUGACACGUGAGGGAAAGCUGUCGGCGAGAGGUAAAACGCUGGCCGCGGGCCUGCAAGUGUGGGGGCUGAAGUUUGAGCAGUUGGAAAGGCUGAGGAGCUUGCCGUGUUGAGGACAAGGUACCGGUAGCAAAGAAUGAGCAGGCUGCGUAGGAAAGGAAACGAAUGUUUUGAAGAGGGGUAGCUGGCAGGAGGACAGUAGUGUUGUGGGCAGUGGCAAAUCGUUUUGGCGGUGGCUUUUGUGGCGUGAUGCCUUACAAGUGUUGUUGUAUACGCGAUGGUGUUGCUGUGAGCUGAUUUAAAUCCUGUGCACUAGGGCCGAUGGUAGCGGUGUGUGCAGCGCGGGUGAUUCAGACGCAUGCCGCCCGUGCUGGAAGGGCAAUUUACAGACAUGGGUGUAACACUUACUGUGG